AUGGCCCCCGUCGUGGUGAACCCCAGGGCCGGCGCCGUCCCGAGCAGCGACGACGACGUCGAGAAGCAGCAGCAGCAGCUGCUGCCAAACUACGACGAGUCGUCGCCCGCAGCUAGCGCAACCGACGAGAAGGUCACGGCCACCAACGUCGAGAAUGCCACUGCUGCUGCCGCUGCUGCUGCCGGCGCCAACACGGCCGACGCCAAGGCUGCCAACGCCGUCGUGCUCCGCGGCCGCUUGCUCGAGGCCCCUGAGUUUGUGCGCAGCCUGGCGCCCGAGCGCCGCGCCGAGCUCGAGAAGCAGCUCAAGCGCAAGAUUGACACGCGUUUGCUGCCUGCCAUUAUUGUCAUGUACAUCCUAAACUACAUUGACCGAAACAACAUUGCCGCAGCCAGACUGGCCGGCCUGGAGCGAGAUCUCCAUCUGUCGUCGGUCGAGUUCCAGACGGCUGUCAGCAUCCUCUUUGUUGGGUAUCUGCUCAUGCAGAUCCCGUCGAAUCUCUUCCUGAACAAGAUCGGCAAGCCGGCCAUCUACCUCCCCGCAUGCAUGAUCGUCUGGGGCAUGAUCUCGGCAGCAACCGCGGCGUGUACGACGGCCGGCGGUCUGCUGGCAAACCGCUUCUUUUUGGGUUUUGUCGAAGCAGCGUAUUUCCCGGGAUGCCUCUACUAUCUGUCUUGCUGGUACACGCGCGCCGAGCUCGGGUUCCGCACGGCUGUGCUGUACUCGGGCGCACUCAUCUCGGGCGCCUUCUCGGGCUUCAUCUCGGCCGGCGUGACGUGGGGCAUGGACGGCACGCGCGGCCUCGGCGCCUGGCAGUGGCUGUUCAUCAUCGAGGGUGUCGCCACUGUCUUCAUCGCCUUUGGCGCGUUUUUUGUUCUGCCCAACUUCCCGCGCACCACGACGUGGCUAACUGAGGAGGAGCGUAUUCUCGCCGUUUGGCGGCUUGAUGAAGACAUUGGCGAGGACGACUGGACUGGCAGCUCGGACCAGACCUUCUGGCAGGGCGCCAAGCUGGCCUUCCUAGACCCUAAGAUCUAUGUGCUGAUGCUGCUCCUGUUUUGCAUCGUGGCCAGCGGCACCGUGACCAACUUCUUUCCGACUGUGGUCAACACCAUCGGCUACAGCUCCGUUGUGUCGCUGCUGCUGACCACGCCGCCGUACGUGCUGGCCGUCAUCGUGACGUACGCCAACGCCGCCCAUGCUGACCGCACCGGCGAGCGCUACUGGCACAUUGCUAUUCCUAUGUGGGUAGCCAUCAUUGCCUACAUCAUCGCCGCCACCACGACGGCGACGGGGCCGCGCUACUUUAGCAUGAUGCUGAUGGUCCCGUCCGUCUACUCGGGCUUCGUGGUCGCGCUGGCGUGGAUUAGCAACACCAUGCCGCGGCCGCCGGCCAAGCGCGCCGCCGCCUUGGCCUUCAUCAACGCCGUCAGCAACUGCAGCAGCAUCUACGCCAGCUACCUGUACCCGACCAGCGCCGGCCCUCACUACACGACGGCCAUGGUCGUCAACUGCGUCACGGCCGCCAUCGCCGUGUGCGCUGCCACCGUCAUGCGCUUCAUUCUCGUCGGCCUCAACCGCAAGCUCGCCGCCGGCGUCUUUGUCGACGGCGCCAUCAACUCGCGCCCCGGUGAGCCCGUCAACCCGUUUCGCUUCAAGAUCUGA
Molecule: messenger RNA, 1665 nt
Organism: Lasiosphaeria miniovina
Lineage: Eukaryota; Fungi; Ascomycota; Sordariomycetes; Sordariales; Lasiosphaeriaceae
Product: major facilitator superfamily domain-containing protein
Exons: 8
Coding region: 1-1665 (554 amino acids)
Biological process (GO): transmembrane transport
Cellular component (GO): membrane
Molecular function (GO): transmembrane transporter activity
Source: RefSeq, a predicted model, not a curated record